Molecule: messenger RNA, 507 nt
Organism: Saccostrea cuccullata (small rock oyster)
Lineage: Eukaryota; Metazoa; Mollusca; Bivalvia; Ostreida; Ostreidae
Product: leucine-rich melanocyte differentiation-associated protein-like
Exons: 3
Molecular function (GO): protein binding
Source: RefSeq, a predicted model, not a curated record
UACGAUAACUUGAGUUUGACUGAAAGGAAAGUUAAGAAGUUUUAUUCAUGCUCAAUUUGUGUUUUUAAUUUCCUUAACUUUAUUUUUAAUGACCUCCGAUUUCUGAUAGAUUUUCCUAGACUAACCUGCUUAGUUCUGGAUCACAAUAAUAUUGAGUCACAUGUGAAAAUUCCAACCUCCACCAAUCUUCAAACAUUGUGGGUAAAUCACAAUAAAAUUACAAAUUUAGGUUUGUUUAUCUCAACGUUGUGCAAGUCUUGUCCAAACCUGAAGUUUUUUUCAAUGAUGAACAAUGAAGCUGCCCCGAGCUACUUCAAUGGAGGUACUUACCAGCAAUAUAUGGAUUACAGACAUUUUGUCAUUGCCCAUUUUCCCAAGUUGGAAGUCCUGGAUGAUAAAAAGAUUGAAGAAAAUGAAAGAUCUGAAGCAAAGAGAAUUUAUGGACGCAAGGUAUAAAAUUAUUUUUUUUAAGAAAGAAUUAAUCCGGUAUCAGCCAGAGGCAAAUUU